AUGGCAGAGGCAGAGGCGGUGGAUUCUCCAUUCACCCGCAUGACGCUAGGUGACUGUCUCGACGACCUCACCGUUCGCUUCCUCCUUAACUUGCCGCCGGGCGAGCUCAGCAGCAUACCACGCCUGUGCUUCCAGGUCGAAGAGGCACAAUGGUUCUACGAAGAUUUCAUCCGCCCGCUCAACCCAGCCUUGCCGGGUUUGAACCUGCGCGACUUCCUCCUGACACUCUUCAGGCACUGUCCGCUCCUCAGCGGCUUCGAUGCCACCCAGCAUGUCGCGGCGUAUGAGCAGUUCCUGGAGUACAAAACUCGCGUACCAGUCAGAGGCGCGAUUCUGAUGAAUGAUGAUAUGGACAAAGUCUUGUUAGUUCGGGGCUGGAAGAAGGGCUCUAGGUGGAGCUUUCCCAGAGGCAAGAUCAACAAGGACGAGCCCGACCUGGACUGUGCUAUUCGCGAGGUCUAUGAAGAGACUGGGUUUGACAUUGAAGGAGCUGGCCUGGUGGAGAGCAAUAUGCAAGGAGGACAUGUCAAAUCUAUCGACGUCACCAUGCGAGAACAGCACAUGAAGCUGUUCGUCUUCCGCGGAGUCUCGUUGGAUACCUACUUUGAGCCGAAGACGCGCAAGGAGAUUAGCAAGAUCCAGUGGUAUAACGUCAAAGAUCUUCCAGGAUUCAAGAAGGCGAAGGGCGUGGCGGGGCAGGGUCAGGGAGAGGCGGCAGCCACCAAGUUCUAUAUGGUGGCGCCUUUCUUGGGACACUUGAAGAAAUGGAUAGGUCAGCAGAGGAGGUCUGACUCGACGGCCGCGCAGGCGCAGCAUGGCAGAAACCUGUCGGCCGCCAAUAACGGCUUCUCGACGGGCAUCACCGAAGAUGAGGGUGACACCGAAGCAGAACUUGGGAGUGAGGGUGCUCAUCGACAUGUGGACCGGUCAGCAGACGAACUGAAGCGCCUGCUCUCCAUCGGCGGUCCUGCUAUGGAGCUGCCACAUCAAGGCAAUGUCGAAACCGGUGGCCAAGCCAACAGUCUUCUGGCAAUGCUUCAUGGCGGCCGACCUGCAGCUGGUGGAGAUUCCAUUCCUCACACGCCUUUCGAGCAGAUUGAUCCUGCAUUCCCUCCGAAGGAGCCAGAGACGCCUCAGCCCCGUCACCCUCGUGAUCCUGCCGUUGGCUUCCAACAAGCUGUGCCAUCGUUCCCAUACUCGCCGCAGCAACUACAGCAACACCAACAGCAGGUUCACCGAAACUAUUCCGUACCGAUACAUGGGAUGGACAGGCCAACCUCUGGGCACUUCCAGCCCUCUCAGCAGCCCUCUCAGGGAGCCGUGCCGCCUCACAUGCAGCAGCAGUUCGCGCAAUCGCAACAAAGACAGCACAGCAUGCCAAGCUUUCCUCCAGGUCAAGCGAUGGGACCGCACUUCAACUAUAACCAGGUACCUGGGGCACAGAACGGCAGACCACAUUCGCAUGGACCAUUGCAUCCCCAGUUCGCGAACAUGCCACAGUUUGCAGGGCUUGCGUUGCCUCUUGCAAGCCCCCUGAAUCCUGUUGGAGAUUCUUCCAAGCCUCCAGGAUUUCCAUUCGACCAGAUACUCAAUGCUAAUCAGAAGCCGAUUGGUAGUGACCCGUCAAUGCCCGAGCCGUCGAAGUUGCCGCCGCCGAAGUUGAAUGCCCAUUCCGCCAAACUGCUGGACGCUUUCAAGAGCUCGAGUGCUGCAAAGUCUACAGUCACUGACAUACAAUCUAGAAGCUCGAAUGGCCAGAGAGCAGGAAGCCAGCAGCAAGCCGCCUUGCUCGAUCUGUUCAAGAAGUCGCCCGCUCCUGUAGCACAAGAAAACCCCGCGCCAGCAUCUCCCGCUUUGACAGACAGUACAGAGAAGCCUGUACAGCCUCAAGCCAGUGCAAGGAGACCAACUCUGAACGAGAUUACCCGUACUUUGCCACCGACGCCCACUAUCAAGGCACCUGCUUCGCCGGCUUCGUCAACGCAGACUGUGCGACCACAACCGCCAAAGGAGGCUGUAGCGCCUGUGCAGCCUGCACUGCCGACCCAGCCGAAGACCCAUGUACGGACGCAGCCUGCACAGACGAUGCAGGCUCGGACUGUAGAGGAAAUGAUGGACCGACCGAAGUCUCGUGGGCAGCUUUAUGAUCCUGCAAAUCCCCAGAAGUUUGUCCGUGGCUCAUCACAGACACGAGUCGAGGAGCCAACAGAGCCGAAGCCGCCUGUGGCGAUACUGCAGAAGCCCAAGACGAUACAGACGUCUCGCUCACCAAAGGCCUCGCCUCAGGUGAAACCGAAUCAGCUCCCCACCGAGAAAGCAUCCGCGCCUCCGCAGAUUAGCAUUCUCCAGAGACCUGGCUCGUCAGCUGGUAGAGCACCACGAUCACCGAUUCCACAAAGCCCUCUGCGGCAUGAAUCGGCGAAGCCGACAUUCCAACCUCAUGUGCUUAAGCGGCCAAGCGGUGGAGACGAGAACGCUGCCACCUUGAGGCAAGACAGCAUCAACAUCACGCCUGGUGACGAUAAGAAGAAUCACCUGUUGUCGUUGUUUGGUAAAUCGUCUGGGACGGCUUCGGGCCUCACGCCCUCACCAAAUGUUGCUGGCUCGUCGGUACCAGUGUCUCCAAACCCACCUGAAAACGGACAGCAGAAGAACGCUCUUCUGGGCCUCUUCAACGGCGCUGCGGCACCCGAAGUGGAAGCAAAGACUCCAGAACCGCCUGCUGCCCCACAGAUCCUGCCCGAGCGCAACCCAUCAAGUCAAGGUCAACAACCGAACGGCAGCCAACAGGCAGCACAGCAAGUCUUGCUCAGCCUCUUCAAAAAACCCAGUUCGGGCGGCGGAGACAGUCCAGGCACUCCCAUCUCACCAUUCACUCUUGGGACUCCUGCCACGAAACAGCCGCCUCUUAAGCAGCAGCUACCGCUUUCCACACAAGGUCUUGAGCCGAGAUCCAGAUUGGGAAGUUUAGCUACACUUGAUGGCAAUGGUCCGACCAGCGGCCAGCAGACUCCGAGAAGCGCCACUCCAACGGAGCAGACUAAGGGCUUCUUGUUGGAUUAUUUGAAUGGAGUGGUGCAGAAGGAAGGACAUCGUGGUGCGAGGAAGUGA
Molecule: messenger RNA, 3111 nt
Organism: Zasmidium cellare ATCC 36951
Lineage: Eukaryota; Fungi; Ascomycota; Dothideomycetes; Mycosphaerellales; Mycosphaerellaceae
Exons: 1
Coding region: 1-3111 (1036 amino acids)
Biological process (GO): nuclear-transcribed mRNA catabolic process, nonsense-mediated decay; deadenylation-dependent decapping of nuclear-transcribed mRNA
Cellular component (GO): cytoplasm; P-body
Molecular function (GO): RNA binding; manganese ion binding; 5'-(N(7)-methylguanosine 5'-triphospho)-[mRNA] hydrolase activity
Source: RefSeq, a predicted model, not a curated record